Messenger RNA from Labeo rohita (rohu), 3914 nucleotides. RefSeq lists its product as uncharacterized. The record is from RefSeq and is a predicted model, not a curated record. The transcript is spliced from 5 exons. Bases 2182 to 3432 code for a protein of 416 amino acids. Lineage: Eukaryota; Metazoa; Chordata; Actinopteri; Cypriniformes; Cyprinidae.
UUUAUUACAGUUUAAUCUGAGACUGGAUUUCAUCGGCUUGACAGUUUUAGCUCUUGAGAAUCAAUAAAAGCUGGAAAUAACAUCACAUCUUGAACAGUACGACAAGCGAACUCUAAAAAUAGUCUAGAGUGGACUGAUGUUACAAAAACCAGAGACCAACCAACAUCUUGCCUUUCUAAGAAGUGUGAUGGAAAUAAUUUGAAAAUACUGAAGUGAUAAUAUUGGGACUGCAAGUAAAGCUCUACUGAAUAAUAUAAUGUUCUCUUUAUCGUGUUAUUGAUUUUAGAUGACAUAGUCGGAUAAUAUUUCAGACUUUUUCUUUUGCUUUGCAAAAGAUUAAUCUGUUAGUCAUUGGAUCACAUUGGGUCAGGAAAUGCAGCAGUUUUUAUGCUAGGACUGUUUUUAAUUAAAUUGAUUGAAAUUUAAAUAUCAUGCUUGAAUGUGUAGUUUUGCUGCAAGUAUUAAAAACUGUUUUCCUAUAUUCUUUUGUUAUGCUGUAACAUUACCACCAACAGUUGAGGUCAAAAGUUUACACGCUCCUUGCAGAAUCUGCAAAAUGUAAAUUAUUUGACCAAAAUAAGAGGGAUCAUACAAAAUGCAUGUUAUUUUUUUAUUUAGUACUGACCUGAAUAAGAUAUUUCACAUAAAAGAUGUUUACAUAUAGUCCACUAGAAAAAAUAAAUCUCAAUACUGUGUUGUUACCUGAAUGAUCCACAGCUCUGGUUUUUGUUUAGUGAUAGUUGUUCAUGAGUCCCUUGUUUGUCCUGAACAGAUACAAAUCCUUCAGGUCCCACAUAUUCUCUGCUUUUUCAGCAUUUUUGUCUAUUUGAACCCCCUCCAACAAUGGCUGUAUGAUUUUGAAAUCCAUCUUAUCACACAGAGGACAGCUGAGGGACUCAUAUGCAACUAUUACAGAAGGUUCAAACACUCACUGAUGCUCCAGAAGUUACCACGAUGCAUUAAGAACCAGAGGGUGAAAACUUUUGAACAAAAUGAAGAUGUGUACAUUUUUCAUAUUUUGGCUAAAUAGCAUUUUUUUUCAUUUAGUACUGACCUUCAGAAGCUACAGAAGAUACUUACAUAUUUGCCAGAAGACAAAAUAAGGUAAAUUUACCCUGAUCUUCAAAUUGAAAAAGUUUUCACCCCCCGGCUCUUAGUGUGUAGUUUAACUGUUCAAUAUAAAACACAUUUUUUAUGAUCUCUCUUAUUUUGGCAAAAUAACUAACAUUUUGCAGAUUCAGAUUCAAGGUGUAUGUAAACACUUGACUUCAGCUGUAUAUUGGCCUCAACAAUUGUGAACUUGUCAAAAAAAAAAAAAAAAAAAAAAAAAACUUGUCAAGAAUGUGACCUGACCUUUCGAAUAACUGUUGUAGUCCUUAUAGCAAACUAAAACAGCUUCAGUUUGAAAUUUGAUGUAUGAGCAAAACCCUUAAAGAGAAAAUUAAAUGUCAUUGUUUUCUGACCCUCAUGUUCCAAACCUAUAAGACUUUCCUUCGACAUUUUAUAUAUAUAUAUAUAUAUAUAUAUAUUCAGAAAUGUAUCAGUGUUUUCCCGUAACACUAAAGCAAUCAAAACUGUUUAAUAACCCACAUUCUUCAAAAUAUCUACUUUUGUACUCAAAAGAAAGCAUUGAUACGAUUAUGAUUUUUUAUUUUUGGAUGAACCUUUAAAUUCUUUUAAAAUGUUUCAAAUCAUAUUUUGCUGUCCAAAACAGCAAAUACUGAGGUAACAUAUGACGAAAUCAUCUUGAGGUAACUAAAACUCACGUGUAGUAUUGUUUGGUUAGACAAAUAUUUGCAAACAUGCUAAUGUGCGUUGCGUGAGUCAACCCGCCGAUAUAUUUUAUUUUCAUUUUCAUUGCACGUUUAAAAUACCUUUAAAAAGCCUCAGUUCCUUUAAAAUACCCAGCCACCUUAAACUCUUUAACACACACACGCAUUGAGACACCGGCAGCAGCAGCCGAGAUGAACUGCAGUGCGCUUAGAAAACAAAAAAGAUGCGCAUUUGUACACUGAUUUCUUCUGAGGAAAGGCGAGAGAGAGGAAGUGCGGUGUGAGAGUUGCUCGUCAGGGAGCGUGUUGAGCGUUUACUUCACCUCCCACAUGUAACGUGGCAGCCAGCGAUGGCAAAGCUCCUCAACAAGUGAAGCGUGUUGUCUUCAGUUCCCUGAACAAUCCCGACAUGGUUGCGGUGAGCGCGGAGAGCCCCGUGGAUCAGUACCGGACGCUGGCGUACGACACCGCGCUCAGUACUUUACUCGCUGUGCUGGUGUACGUGGUGGUGAAGGUGAGCCUGGACGGGAUCCGCCAGUGGCGGGCUCGGAUCUCGGUUCUGAUCGUGGGUUCGGGUCCGAUCGGGCUGACCGCGGCUCUGGUCGCUGUCCGCUCCGGCAAGGUGCUGAAACUGACGCUUCUGGAUGAGCGCUACCGGAGCGCGCUGCUCUGCAGACCGCAGCAGAUCGCGCUGGACCCCCGCAGCGUCCGCUUCCUCCUGGACCUGGGGGUGGAUUUUGACAACAUGGAAGGCUGCUGGCACAACGAGCACUUCUUCACCAAGAUCGGAGUGUUUCAGGAGUAUCUGCUGAGCAUCCUGGAGCAGAAGAAGCAAAAGGUUGACGUGAAAGUCCAUCUGGGUACAAAGUUUAGUGAGGAGUACCUGAGGAAGAUGCCGAGGGGUGAAUGGCCACGGGUGAUUGUAGUUGCUGACGGUUCGUGUGGAGACUCCUGCUCUGUGCUGGGCAUCAGCGCCGAUUACAUUGUGGAAUCAUGUCGCGCUUACGGCGCCAAUGCUACUAUAGAAAGACUGGACCAGAGACAGGUUCCCACACCUGAGAUCCGUGCACAUAGUUUGUAUUUUGAUCUGUCGGCAUACGGGAUCGACACCGUGAAGGAAUCACGCAGCUCCUCUCAGCCGGCAGCAAAGCCUGGAUUCCACCUGAAGAUCUACGGAACGUUCCGGAACCGCUACAUGGCUCUGGCCUGCACUUCAGACGCAGACUCCAAAAUGAUGCAUUUCCUGCGCCACACAGCCAACUCUUCAAUCAUGAAGAACAUCUUCCACCAGUCGUUCAACGCGUAUAAGACAGACAUUGAGCCGCGUCUGAGUGAACUCACCCUGCACCACAUGCAGUGCAGCCGCAAGCUGUUCGAGAUCAUGCUGUCCUACAGACGCGUCAGCGCUGCUUACAUCGAAGGAGACAAUGUCGCCGUGACUGUGGAAGGAGAAGCUGCGCGAGUGCUCAACUUUGACACUGGCUGUGGUGUGAAUCUGGGCAUGAGAGGACUGGAGUCACUAGGAAUGUUCAUCUACAGAACGGCCACGGCUCUGGACCAGAAUGACGUGUUUGAGGCGCUCUCGGCCAAAAUCCAGCACUCCAGACACGUGGCAGAGACUUUCAGGAAAAGCGGACUGGCCUCGGCCGUGUUUGAAUGACCCUGAGCGUGAUUGUGCAACAAAGAAAGUGUGUGUGUGUGUUUUGAGGUGAGUUAUAAACGUACAACACGUAAUGCUUACAACUUAUGAUCUAUUUUGUGAUUGUCUGGAAUGUUGAAUAUUCAGUGCGCAUUAGAGUGACCAAAGUUUGUGUUUUAGCAUUUAAUUUGUGAAAAAAAAGUUAAUUGGUGUAAUGUGAUGGUAAAAUUGGUACAUUGUGUUUUUGAGUAGAUCAAACAUCUUGACAAAAAGAAUAAGAGACCGAUCCAGCCUAAAAUGACCACAAUCCUAAGAAAAAUCUUACUGAAGAUACAGUGACCUUAAAAAAUAUGUGGAAUAUGUGGAAAAAUAUCAAAGCAAGUGUCCUAAUUAGUGUAAUGUUAGCCUUUAAGGAAUAGUUCACCCAAAAAUCAAGGUUUCCUGUAUAUUUACUCAUACUUAGGCCAUCCAAGAUGUAGAUGAGUUUGUUUCUUCAUCAGAUU